AGUAGUCGCGAGAGUGGUCGAGUGGACAAGUAACGUCAUCGGGACGGUUUUACGUUGUGCGAAGUUGUAGUGGCCCCAUCGGAAUCUGCUGUGCGCUCCCCGCAUGGUUCUUAAUUUCUUACUGUAUUCAGUUCACGGAUAGUUGAUCGGGCAGAAACGGUUCAAGUUGGAUUUGGUCUCCGAUACUGAGUACAUCGGUUGGCCGAUAGAAUCUUUUUCUUUAUUGUUCUUGCUGCAUUGUGCAAAAAGCCGAAAGCUGAACAAAACGGGUUCCAGAUCUGAAGUGCAAUUGAGUGGAUAAAGCAAGUGGAAAAGUUUAUGAGCCUGCUUUCUUAGUCUGUGCGAGUGAUUGAAAAUAAUGGCGAAUGUAAGUGGUGCUAUGCUGAAAAGUGCACUUUUUCUGCUGAUUUUGCUGUCCGAUUGUCGUGUGAACUAUGCGGAAGAUCCUCCGAAGAAAUCCUCCAGCGAAUCCCAGUCAACCGAUUCGGUGAAGAUAUUCGCACAAAAACCUCCAAUCAGUGAGGACAAAACGAGCAUCGCGAAACAGAAACUGUUGAACGAGAAUCUAACCGGCAAAAAAGCGCCGACCAUGAACAGCACAACCGUCUACACCGAUCAUCUGCUCGGGUACAACGGGACAGGUCAGCGGAAGGACUACUCGAUAGUGUCGAUCAAACCGGGUGCGGAACCGACGACGAUUUCGACGCCCUCCGGCGGUGGUUUAAUCAAUGUGUCCGUUGAAGCACGAGGGGGACUUGGGGUGGCCAGAAUGGCAGAUGGCGGUAGCACAACAACCGUGGAUCCACUAAGCGACGCCAUCAACAUCGACACGGUGGAGCGAAGCGAAGCGGACCUGAAUACUACGCUGCAGAACCAUAAUAUUACCUACCAGCAGGAAGACUAUCACACCUACUACAACAGCGUCUGGACGACCGAUAAGAGCGCCAGUGACGCGUACUGGAAGCGGCUGGAUAACAUGAACGUUAGCAGUUUGUUGUCCAACUCACACCGGAGGGCGACGACCGUUUUGCUGUCGUUCGAUUUCCCCUACUACGGCUACCCGAUUCGGAACAUCACUAUCGCCACUGGAGGUUUUCUCUAUACCGGCGAUUAUGUCCACUCGUGGCUGGCAUCGACACAGUACAUCGCUCCGCUAAUGGCCAACUUCGACACAAGUUUAUCGAACAAUUCUUUUGUCAAGUUCCGCGAUGAUGGUGAAACCUUCACGGUGGUUUGGGAGAAUGUUUCCCUCCAGGACAGACCGGAAAAUGGUUCCUUUACGUUCAGUGCCACGCUCAACAAGUCCGGCGAUAUCGUGUUCGCCUAUCAAAUCAUCCCGAUCGACAUCCAGCAGAUCUACGACGAUAAACAUCCGGUCAAGGUGGGACUGUCGGACGCCUACAUAAUCGACAAGACUAUUUUCCGCACAAAGCAGAAAACGAUUUACGAGUAUCAUAGAGUGAAUUUCGGGCGUUCGAAGGUUCAAAACAACACUUUGAUUACCCUGUACGCUCAGCCUACUUGUUUUAGUUUCAAGGAUUGUCAGUCUUGCAUGAACCACGAAGGAGCUGAAUUCAAGUGCAUAUGGUGUCCCACAUUAAACCGAUGCUCCACUGGAGUCGAUCGCAAACGGCAAGACUGGAUUCAAAAGGGUUGUGACAAGACCCAGAUAAUGGACAUCUCGGUGUGCCCUGCUCUCGGUCAGAAGGGUAACAACUACGGCGAACCGGUCGAAAUCAGUACCGAAGGCAACGAAGCAAACGGUACUUAUCGGCACGAAACCGAGAUUCAGCUAUCGAAGAACGUGAACAGCAAAACGGGACCUGCCGGCUCGGGCAGCAGUGGAGACGACAGUGUAAACAAGGUUCCUGCCUUCCACGCUGCAAUGGAACAGGAAUCCUCGUCCAGCAGCAGCUUGCUGGUGUCGAUGAUGGUCAUUUUCGGCAUCCUGCUGGGCUGCGGUUGCUGGGUGCUGUACGCGUACCGGAAUCCGCACACCAAGAGCGGCCAGCUGCUUAUCAGAUACCGUCCGAACAAAUGGUCCUGGCGGCGAGGCGAAGCACGCUACACGGCCGCAACGAUUCAUAUGUGAGAACGACACCUUCAGCAUCAUCCCCAGCAUCCGGAGUACCAUCGGCCCAUGCUGCAUCUGGUUAGUCACGAGGAGGAACGCCUGUUGAGCUAUCUGUAUCAGUUGAACGAGGGCGGCGGAGGCAGCGACCCGACGGGUUCCACCUCCUGCGGCCUAGAGGUUGCCGACUAUACGUUUACAACGGAGCUGGGCGACUGAACACGAGACGAGAGGGGGGAGAUCACGAUAGGGUGAGAGAGAGAGAGAGAAAGAGAGGAGUGGAGUGUGUGCAAGGGAUAGUUAAAGUGUGAGCGAGCAUCCGUGUGCAAUAGUAGUGAGCGCGAGCUUCUUUGUUAUGUUUCUUUUUAAUUCUACUUCGAAAGCAUACUUAAUCCCCUCGAACUGAGGCAACGUGCAACGAUUUGUGAAAUCGAGGGGUACGUCCAGGGAUGAGCCCGAACCAAUUUUCCUUAAACAUCACAGUUUAGUUUUUCCGUUUUUUUAUCGUUUUGAAAAAAAAAAUCUUUCCUUUAACAAUUAUAGUGAUAUUUACACCCUUAAUUUAGCAAAAAAUCUGUCCAGUUUUAUUGGUAAGGUAGAAUUGUAAAUGUUUUCUUCUUCCAUUUAGUUUUAUUUCUGCUGUUUUUUUUAUAUGAAUGAAAUUGUGUUUUAUGAUUUGUAACGUUUACUGUUCUUACUUAACAGCCACCAAACUAGUUUUCUACUGUAUUUAACUAUCGUAUACUGUCGCCUAUAGCACUUAUGGUAAAAAAGCUUAUAAAUAAAAGUACACGCAAGGAAACGCAGAAAACUGAUGUAUUUCGCACUUGUGUUGAAGAAGAGAAAAAAAAGAACAGUCGAACAUAACUGAAAGAUGUGAUAGCAAUUCUUUUUAGAGACAUUAAAACAUGUAAGCCUCGGUUUCGGCACUCAUUUAUCACUAGAUUCCGAAUUACAUCGAUUUGCGAGAAGAAAAUAUUGCCUAGCUACAAAAACAAAAAAAAGAAAACCACUGACGUACACUUUUUUUAUAUUUAUUUACCUUGUUAAUUAAAGACAACAACUUUCUGCGCCGAACUUGUUUUGUCGAGCCGAAGGCGGGAAAAUCCGAGAAUCGAUAUCAUCACUGUUCUAAUAAAUAGACGAUAAGACUAUGUGCAAAUGAAGAUAAAUAUAGUUAUGGUAAAUAAGUGGUAACGUAACAGUUUCCUCGAAAAACGAGAACCAAGGACCCUGUACUAAUUGCGUUAUUUCUUCGAAAAUGGGGUACUGAGUAAUGAGCGCUGAAAACAAGGAAAUUUUUCUAAUUUCACGACGAUGUUAUUCGCCGUAUGCUUUUUCGAUCUGGAAGUGCAAGUCACACUAUGUAAAUUUUAGUUUUUAUUGGUGUCAUUCCUAACGAGUUGCUUCAUUAAAAUGUUUUUGAGAUUAUAUUGACUG
Sabethes cyaneus is the source of this 3511-nucleotide messenger RNA. Its product is annotated as plexin domain-containing protein 2. The transcript is spliced from 8 exons. The record is from RefSeq and is a predicted model, not a curated record. Lineage: Eukaryota; Metazoa; Arthropoda; Insecta; Diptera; Culicidae. The coding region runs from base 359 to 2092 and encodes 577 amino acids.